Cydia pomonella (codling moth) is the source of this 4331-nucleotide messenger RNA. RefSeq names its product sodium/hydrogen exchanger 6 (gene Nhe3). Gene Ontology annotation, molecular function: sodium:proton antiporter activity. The transcript is spliced from 17 exons. NCBI's taxonomy places the organism in Eukaryota, Metazoa, Arthropoda, Insecta, Lepidoptera, Tortricidae. Bases 261 to 2339 code for a protein of 692 amino acids. Gene Ontology annotation, cellular component: recycling endosome; membrane. Gene Ontology annotation, biological process: sodium ion transport; regulation of pH; proton transmembrane transport. The record is from RefSeq and is a predicted model, not a curated record.
ACGUCACUUCAGUCAACUGAAAAACGUCAGAUGGACGGACGAGUGAAUUUUGCAUAACAGACAAAAACAAUAUUUUUUCUGAUAUCCGUAAUUACAAAUUAGGAUCAAACAUCCUUCGUGAAACAUUAAUCAGUUAAUAUAUUCGUUUUUAUCAAUCCUAUUUAUAAACUAAGUGACCGCUGGAUAAGCCCUGUAAAGUAUUUAAGUUUCCAUCGAUUUCUGUAAUGUGAUAUUUUUAUAAUAGUGCGUAUUAUCGCAGUAUGAAUCUACUUGGAUAUUUGAGUUUCUUAUGUUACCUGGUGGUAAUAUGCCGCGCUUCCGGCACCGAUAUCGCCUUGGAUGCGAAGGCUACUUUGCUUCACCGUAUAGACAGCUUGAACUUGCUGAUUUAUACCUGUCUUUUGACUCUGACGGUGCUCACAAUAUGGGUGUUCAAGCAUCGCCGAGUAAGCUGGUUGCACGAGACGGGGCUGGCCGUAAUAUACGGUCUAAUUGUAGGCGCUAUAAUUCGCUAUGCGGGUAGUACCAAUGCCGUUACAUACCUUGAUGCCCACCCAGAGCCAGAUGCCAAGUACAACCUGUCUGUGCCACCUGAUAUGAUAAGAUUUCACUUUCCAGACACUAUACAUAUACCAUCUGGAGAUGUUCCAAUACAAAAUAAAACUUAUGCAUAUAGCUUUAGAGGUGAAAUUGUAAAUGUUGAACAAAAUGAAAUAGACUUAAAAGCAACAUUUGACCCGGAAAUCUUUUUUAACAUUAUUUUGCCUCCAAUAAUAUUCCAUGCAGGAUAUUGCUUAAAAAGGAAAUAUUUCUUCCGCAACUUGGGAGCCAUACUGACAUUUGCUAUGGUGGGCACGGCCCUGUCAGCUCUAGUCAUCGGUGCACUAAUGUACGGCUGUGUUCAGCUGAUGCCAGCAUCACUAGCUUCUAGCUUUACUUUUCUUGACACUUUAUACUUCGGCGCAUUGAUCUCUCCAACGGACCCACUUACAGUGCUAGCUAUAUUUUCACAAUUGAAGGUGGAUGUAAACCUUUAUGCUAUGAUAUUUGGUGAGAGUGUUCUCAAUGAUGCAGUGGCUUUAGUACUUAGCGGAGCCAUUCAAAAUUACGAGAAGAGGUACUCAAAUGACGGUGGAUUUGAAAUCACAGCGUUUUUGGGUGCGAUCGGUGACUUCAUUGGGAUCUUCAGCUUGUCUCUACUUGUUGGUGCCUUCAUAGGGUGCUUGACUGCAUUGAUAUCGAAGUUCACCCACGUGAGGGAGUGGCCGCUGCUGGAGUCUGCGCUUUUUGUUCUCAUGUCCUACGCCGCCUUCCUCAUCGCCGAAGUAUGCGAACUCACAGGUGUGGUGGCGGUAUUAUUCUGCGGCAUCUGUCAAGCGCACUACACCUACAACAACCUGUCGUCGGACUCCCGCAACCGCACCAAGCAGCUGUUCGAGCUGCUCAACUUCCUGGCCGAGAACUUCAUCUUUACGUACAUCGGCGUCUCCAUGUUCACCUUCCCGAAGCACCACUUCGACCCCUGGUUCAUUAUCGCGGGAUUUAUAACAUCGACACUGGGCCGCGCCGUAAACAUUUACCCUUUGUCCUUCUUGCUGAAUCUAGGCAGGAAGCCGCCCAUACCCAUGAACUUUCAACACAUGCUGUUCUUCUCAGGACUCCGCGGCGCAAUGUCAUUCGCUCUCGCGAUUCGCAACACAGUGUCGGAGGCUCGACAAGCCAUGCUGACGACUACGUCUCUCAUCGUCAUCGCAACUGUCGUACUGCAGGGCGGCGCCGCCACGCACGCGCUCGCCUACCUCAGGAUACCUACUGGAGAAGGCCAGAAUGACGAAAACGAAGCGCUGCCGUACCGCGACGUUAGAAGUCUGUACCAGGCCACGGAAACCGGAGGCUCGAGAGGCCGCAUGGUAGUUAAGUGGGGCAAUGGAGACAAAGGAGUGGUUAUGCCUUGGCAACUUAACUAUUACGAAGAGACGUCUCGCGCCGACGGUGGCAGCGAAAAGGCGCGCCUAGCAAAGCUGUGGGGCGCAGUGGACUCACGGCUGCUCAAACCGCUCCUGACCCACGCUCGCCCGCCGCUGACUGAGACAUUACCGACGUUCAUGAGUCCAGUGGCGCGUUGGCUCACCACCACGCAUCAGUACACGCAGGGCUGUCUGUACAAUUACAAAUUUGUUGUACCCGAAGAGGAUUCUGGUUUGGCUCGAAACCAGGAUAGUUCCUUGCGUCGAGCUGACUCUGACUCCGACCUGUGUAUUGAUGACCCGCAACCCGUGCCUACCAGUAUUGAUCCCCAGCUAUCAAUUAAUGUUCGGAACGGAUUUGGGCAUGUCUAAGCUUUGUUGCGUUCGUUAGUGACCUUCGGCUGUGAUAUAAAAUGGUCUAGAACUCUAGAUUCAAUAAAAUUUAAGUUAAUAGGAAAAAAUGUUUAAUUAUUGCACGCAGCAAAUGUGGCCCGGACUCGUCGACACUCGGAUCUCUGUAGAAGGUAUCACGGGGAGCAACAUCUGAGCAGGUUGAUUACGUACAAGAAUGUAAAUGAGUGCCACAAGUGUAAUUAAUGUGAUAUCACUUUCAAGUUAAGAUGAAUUUUACUAUUCGAAAUUUUUUGCAUGUAUGAACCAAAAUGUAUCAAACUGCUUAAUUUUGCUUAGUGUAAAUUGUAAUUUUCUAUUCUAAAUUUAUACUAUUUCUAUAAGCAUAACAGAACUGAAGCCAUGUAUCGAGAAAUGAGAUCCAAACGCUGCUAUAUCAAUGCAAGUAUUGUCUUAAAUAUGAACCCUUCUAAAUAUUUUUGAUUAUCGCCCUUGCUUUCGCUAGCCACCUGCUGUGAUGUUUCCGUUAAAUACGUAGAAUUUUUUUUCAGGGUGCAAUUUUAUAGGUAGUUCAAAUUUUGAUUACCUAUAUAUCGCCAGAAUCUCGUAAUGUUUGUCGUUCCUUCUGGCACUAUUUCUUAGUUUAUUAGCAUGUAUUUAUUCUCCAAUGACUGAUGUGAUUCCUUGGUCCAUAAAACCAUUCAAUACUUUGCCCCGAUCAGACAAGCUAUCACAGAGUCGCUGGUGAUACCAUGAGUUUGGGGAUCUUACUUCGUGUAGAUUCAAAUUUCAGGCAGAUCACUUAUUUUAUACGAAAGAGUACAGUUAGACCAAAAUAACUCUACAACGAUUUUGACAGAACAGACUGUGAAAGUGUUAUUCAUACGUCAUAAUUUUAUGGAAGUUUGAUGUCUAAAAUAACACUUGCACAGUUUGGGCCAUCAAAAUCGCUGCAGACUUACCUUGGUCUAACUGUACGAGUGGGCUGUAGAAGAAUAGAUUUAAGUAUCAUAAAUUUACUUGCAAAGUUUUAUUAAUACCUCAACGUAACGAUAAAAUCUUGUCUGAUCCGGAUAUGUAGCUUGAGUGACUUGUUUAUUUGACCUUAAGACAAAACAGAUCUAAUGAAUACAGGUUUAUUUGUAGACUAAGAUGUAUGUGGUAGAUACUAUGUAUUUAUGAUCCCUAAACUGAAUAUUUUUUUAUUUUUGUUAUUGGUUUAAGGACAUAGUUUUUGACCAUUAAUGGAACAAUUUCCUGUAUUUUUCGAUUCUCCUAGCGAUUCACGUAACUAUGUUGUAAAUAAUUUAUACUUUAGAAACGUCUUGUUAAGGUUUGAAAAACCAUUCUUAAAUAUAUAAUUAUUAUUUUUAUACACUUUUAAUACUUAUUAUUAUUGUGUUUUGUUUCCUAAUGGUUGCUUGCUAGUGUGCAUUUCGGUUAAUAGGUCUUAAGAAAUACUUUCUCGUAGUUAAGGCAUUUAAAGCUGUCUGUAAACUAUGAAUGUCAUAAUAUUAUGCAAAUGCCAGUUUGCCCAGUUGCACAAGCAAUCAUAUAAUCUACACUUUUCAUUUUGGUUGUGUCACACAGUGACAGCAAGUGUAGAUUUUGCAACUUGGCAAAUGGACAAAUUAUUAUGUUCCCAGUGUUAAACCCACCAAAUGAGGUGAAAUCGCAAAGCUCAAGACAGAUUGCGCUGCUAUUGAAUAGGACCUAACUGAAAGGAGGACUGGAUAUCUUCCCUUGAGUUCCAAUGAGAGGUUACUAAGUAAAAAAUAAAUAUACCACGCGCCCUCUGUAGUGAGCUAUUGUCAGUUUUUGACCCCAUUGUUCUUUUUCGUAAUAAGUUAUUUGGAAUCAACCUUUUCACUGUCACAUAUUUGUGACAGUAUAAAAUAAACCUAAACGCAUUGCAAAGUUAAAAUUGCAAAGACAGAUAUAUGUGUCAGCUAAAGGUUAUAAAGUUAUUUCACUCCUUUAACAUAUUUAUAGGUGUAAUAAAAUGUGACUUGA